AUGCAACAGCGGAGCUGGAGUCAGCACAACAAGCCUGUAGAAACCGUGUUGAAGCCCACUAAUAAAACUCCCCGCAGAAGCCCAAGAGCACUGCCAUCAUCCACCCUCCACUCCGUAGCCAAUCUGCUCAGUGCCGCUUCCUUCACUGCUUUCUGUCCUCCUGUCUCUGCCUCGCCGGUUCUAGGCUCUAAUACCCACGGCUCACGGCCGAUUCUCUCUUCGCCAGCCAUGGUCGCCACCCGGCUCGAGUCCCGCAAGUCUCUGCUCGGUGCCGAUCCAGGCUUCUCUGAGCAGAACAUGCAGUACCAGCAAAACUACGCUCCCAACCAGGCCUAUCCCGACGCCUACACGCAAGACUAUCCCAACGGUCCCUACGCACAACCCUCACUCGCUCAGCCCACCUACGCCGACAACGCCAACAUGAUCGGCGACGACUUCCAUCAGGGCUACGCUGCCCGCGAAGGCCUGACAUCGAGCCACGCCGUAAGCACCCACCGAGACAAUUUUGGGUUUCUCAAGCGAAAAUGGCCCGCCGCUUUCAUGGCUAUUACCGGCCUCCAGGCCAUCAUCUGCCUUGGCUUCGAAGCCUACGUCUUUGGCAAAUUCCAGCUUAGUCUCGGCGCUCACGUUAACGAACCUCGCGUCCAGUCGCAAUAUCUCACCAUUCCCACCUUUCUCACUCUCUUCAUCUUUGGUUUCCUCUACGAGCUGGUCAUCGUCUGGGAUGCACUCCGCAUGAAAAACACGAUUCAGAUUAUUGGCGUCUGCAUCGCCAAUCUAGCUAUGCUCGUCUACACCGCUAUCCAGGUCGACCAAAUCCAGAUGGCCGUUACCGUCCUCGCCAGCUUUAAUGCUCUCGAUCCCCAUGUCACCGCGUCUGAGCUCUGGGGCGACAUUAAGGCUUUCCUCGUCGCCAUUCCUGCCAUUAUUGCUUUCACCACCAUCUGCAUGGCCUUUUGCGCCUGGAAGCUCUAUCAGGAAUUCGCCUGGGAUAUCCUCAAGAACAUCGGCGCCGACUACCGCAUGAAGAAGCGCUUCCUCCACUAUCAAAUUUAUAUUGCUCUCCUUAAAUUUGACUUCUUCUUCUUCCUCGGCUUCAUUAUCCAGUUUGUCGUUGUCGUCGCCAAAAAGUCCGAUCCCGAGUUCGCCGUCACCGUCGCCUCCAUUCCCGUCACCAUUGCUAUUCUGCUCGCCGCUGCCUUCUUCACCAAAAAAGAGAACAAGACAGGCAUGGCCAUUACGCUAGUCUUCUACGUUGGUGGCCUAGUCUACUUUGUUUUCAAGCUCGUUCGCAUCUACCAACCUGGCUUCAGGGAGCUUUAUACUGCCGUCCGCAAGUCCUUGACUGCAUUUGCCGUCAUCACUAUUCUGCUCAUCAUUCUCACCAUUGUCAACGGCAUUAUUUGCAUGCGCAACUUUGGCUCUGGCCUCAAGCCUCAUCUGCAGUCCAGCAAGCGCGUCGAAGAAAACCCUGACGCCAUGUCUUUUAGUCUAAACGAUGUCAAGGCUUCUGUCCCGAAUCGCAUGACCAUUGACUAG
Cordyceps militaris CM01 is the source of this 1539-nucleotide messenger RNA. RefSeq lists its product as uncharacterized. Lineage: Eukaryota; Fungi; Ascomycota; Sordariomycetes; Hypocreales; Cordycipitaceae. Gene Ontology annotation, cellular component: Golgi apparatus. Bases 1 to 1539 code for a protein of 512 amino acids. The record is from RefSeq and is a predicted model, not a curated record. The transcript has 5 exons.